GUGACCAUAGGCUCAUGCGAUGGAUGGGACAUAGUGACGAUCGAAGGCUUGGGUAAUAGGAAGACCGGUUACCAUACUCUGCAAAAGACGUUGGCUGAAAACAAUGGAACCCAAUGCGGAUACUGCAGCUGUGGCUGGGUGAUGGCCAUGCAUGGAGUCAUGGAGAGCAAAGGAAACUUUACUAUGAAAGAACUCGAAAAUUCUUUCGGUAGCAACAUCUGCCGUUGCACUGGUUACCGUCCUAUCCUAGAAGCUUUUAAGAAGUUCGCUGUGGAUGCUCCAAAAGAAGACAGAAUUACGGACGUUAGUAAAUUAGCUAUUUGCAAUAGUAAAGGAAAAUGUUGUAAAGAUGAAGAAGGCUGGUGCAUGGUUAACGAAGAUGAUGCGCAUAUGAAUAAAGUAAAGUCAAUCCGACUUAAAGAUGGUAAAAACUGGUUUAAAGCUAGAGUUUUACAAGAUAUUUUUGAUAUAUUUGCAAAAGAAGGUACAGAUUCUUAUAUGCUGGUCGGUGGAAAUACUGCAAAAGGCGUCUCUCCCAUAAGUGAAUAUCCUCGAGUAAUGAUUGAUAUAAGUGCAGUCCAUGAGCUGAGAGCUGUGCAAUACGAUCAGAACAUAAUAAUUGGAGCUGCCACGACGUUGACAGAAUUUCAAAACAUUUUGGAAGCUAAGUCAACUGAAAACGCCUUCAGCUAUUUUAAUCAAUUGAUCUAUCAUGUGAAGCUAGUAGCUCACAUUCCUGUACAAAAUAUAGGAACGAUUGCCGGGAAUUUGAUGAUCAAGCAUGCAGACAACAUGUUCCAGUCUGAUAUAUUCCUUCUGUUAGAGACUGUCGGGGCCAUGUUAAAUAUUGUGGACCAGCAGCAAACGAAGUAUACAGUCUCAUUAGUAGACUUCUUGAAGAUGGAUAUGAAAGGAAAAGUAAUUGUGAACGUCAUGUUUCCACCUCUAAGUGAUAGACAUAAAAUCUAUACAUAUAAGUUGAUGUCUAGAGCCCAAAGUGUUCACGCCAUCGUCAACGCAGGUUUCCUUUACGAGUUGGAUCCCACCACGAACGUGGUUCAAAGUGCACGGAUUGUGUAUGGCGCUUUAUCCCCUAACUUCACCAGAGCAAAAGCUACCGAGGCUUAUCUGAUUGGAAAGCCUUUGUUCACCAACGAAACGCUGCAAGGAGCAAUGGGAGUCUUGAAUGGAGAGAUGAUCAUUGUAGAAAAUCCUCCAGAACCAUCUGUAGAAUAUAGACGGUAUCUUGCUUGUGCACUGUUUUAUAAGGGACUUUUGACACUCUCCCCACCCGAGAUGUUACAGCGUCGUCUGAAUUCUGGUGCUGUUAGCUUGCAUGAUGUGAGACCGGUAUCGACUGGGCAGCAGGUCAUACAAACUGAUCCUAAUCUGUGGCCUUAUAAUCAACCUAUUAUGAAGGACGAAGCAAUGAUUCAAUGCGCUGGAGAAGCUAAAUUUACUGAAGAUAUUCCUGCCAUGCCUGGUCAAGUGUAUGGAGCAUUUGUAUUAAGUACUAUCGCUCUGGGAACUAUCGUUAAAAUUGAUGCCAGCGCUGCAUUGAGUACUCCUGGUGUUCUAGCAUUCUACACAGCCAAAGAUAUUCCCGGCCUUAACUCCUACACGCCUAAUGACAUUUCAUUAUACUCCGCCAAUGAAGAAAUUUUAUGCGAUGGUAAUGUCAGAUACUAUAAUCAGCCUAUAGGAAUUGUAGUAGCUGAGACUCACCAAAUAGCGUCCAGAGCAACGCAACUUGUCCAAGUAAAGUACAACAGUGGAGCAAAACCGGUAAUAGAUAUCAAAGAAGCUGUUAAGGAUAGUUCUAGAAGUAGUCUUGUGACGUCAUUUGAAGCCACGAAUCCUGGUACAGAUGUGUACAAAACUAUAUCUGGCAGUAACACGUUAUAUGGACAAUACCAUUUCCCUAUGGAAACAUUAGCUUGCAUCGCGAAACCAACUGAAGAAGGUCUGGAAGUGCACUCGACGACACAAUAUCUUGAUGGUGUACAGACUAUGAUAGCUAGAGCUCUUAAUAUGGAUGCAAGCAGGAUCGACGUGCACGUUCGUCGCCUCGGUGGUGGGUAUGGAUUGAAGUUAUCCCGCGGCUCACAGGCUGCAGUGGCCUGCAGUCUGAUUGUACAAAAGCUGCAACGUCCAUGCCGAUUCGUUUUGCCUUUGUCGACAAUUAUGCAAUCUGUAGGAAAGAGGACACCAUGUAUUUCAAUUUUCGAGGUAGCAGUAAAUCGCGAAGGUCUCAUCCAAAGUCUAGAUUCUAAUCUCUAUGAGGAUAGUGGAUACGUGAUCAACGAAAUGAUGUCAACACUAGGACUCGACGUCUACAACAACUGCUACGACAAAUCUAAGAUUAACUACAAAGUCUACGACACCGUCACGGAUAUGGCCUCUAAUACGUUCUGUAGAUCGCCAGGUACGCUUGAAGCUAUAUCGGCAUUCGAACACAUAAUGGAACAAAUUUCAUAUGAGCUAUCCGUAGAUCCUGCGGAGGUCAGAUUAGCAAAUACCGAUCCAGACCAUUUGACUGAAAUGAAAAAUGUUUUUGAAACUCUCAAGACAAAUGCCGAUUAUGUUUCUCGAAGAGCGGCAGUUAAUUCAUAUAAUACAGAAAAUAGAUGGAAAAAACGAGGUUUGAGGUGGGCUUUCGUUAAGUGGGUGCCGACUGGAGCUCAACAAUUCAACGUCAUCAUGUCUGUCUACCGCGUUGAUGGUACGAUAACGAUAACCCAUGCUGGAGUUGAAAUGGGUCAAGGCAUAAACACCAAAGCCAAACAGAUUGCGGCUCAUCUUCUCAACGUACCUCUUGAUAAAAUUCAAAUUAAAGGCAACAACACUCACGUUGCACCGAACAGUUAUCUAAGUGGAGGAAGUCUUACUACUACAAGUGUUAUGAUUGGCCUGAAGAAAUGUUGCGAACAAUUGAAUGCGCGGUUAGAACCGAUUCGAGCUACUUUAGAAAAUCCAACAUGGGAAGAACUGAUAGCUGCAGCCUCUACUGCGGACGUUGAUCUACAAACUCAUGGAUACGCGGGAUUUAAUGAUGCCCAAUCAUAUCACGUGUAUGGAAUGGCAUUAUGUGAAGUAGAACUUGAUGUUUUGACAAAUGAAUUUGAAAUAUUGAGAGUCGAUUUAUUACAAGAUGUGGGGUUGAGCGUUAGUCCUGAAAUUGAUAUUGGUCAAGUUGAAGGAGGCUUUGUCAUGGGCUUAGGGUACUGGACUUGCGAGAAACUUGUCUACACUGAACAAGGGCAGAUUUUGACAGACAGAACAUGGAACUACCAUCUGCCUUUGGCCAAAGAUAUACCUCAAGACUUCAGAGUGUAUCUGAAGAAGAACUCUUACAGCAAUGAUUUCAUAAUGGGAGCUAAAGGUAGAAAAGAAACAGAUUAUAAAAUCUGCCUGUACUGCACAUUCUUUAGUGUCCUUCAGAUAUUAUCCUCUUCAUUUCUCUUGUUUUGAUCAUUUAUUAAUAGAACCUUUCAUUUUAGGAACUGGGGAGCCACCUAUUUGUGCGGCAGUGGUCAUAGCAUUCGCAAUCCGGGAAGCCAUGGUUGAGGCAAGGAAGGAAAUUGGGAUUCCUUCCACAGAGUGGUUCCCUAUUGAUGGGCCAUAUUCAGGUGAAGCUAUCCACAACGCCAUUAAAACAAA
Messenger RNA from Trichoplusia ni (cabbage looper), 3660 nucleotides. RefSeq names its product xanthine dehydrogenase-like. The transcript has 14 exons. Lineage: Eukaryota; Metazoa; Arthropoda; Insecta; Lepidoptera; Noctuidae. The coding region runs from base 142 to 3471 and encodes 1109 amino acids. The record is from RefSeq and is a predicted model, not a curated record. Gene Ontology annotation, molecular function: oxidoreductase activity; FAD binding; iron ion binding.